Molecule: messenger RNA, 888 nt
Organism: Marasmius oreades (fairy-ring Marasmius)
Lineage: Eukaryota; Fungi; Basidiomycota; Agaricomycetes; Agaricales; Marasmiaceae
Exons: 5
Coding region: 190-636 (148 amino acids)
Biological process (GO): mRNA splicing, via spliceosome
Cellular component (GO): nucleus; spliceosomal complex
Source: RefSeq, a predicted model, not a curated record
CCGCUAUGAUAUUUUCCUCAUUCAUACCUCAGAUAGUUCUUUUUCCGUCUCGACAUCCUGCAGUCUUCCUCAGGAUAAUGAAAAUCCCGCUGCCAGAAAGACUCAGUGAGGCACCGCAAGCGCCGUUGCGCGCGGCAUAGCCUUGGGCCACUGUCACUUCAACUCUCCCACUGUUCAUCUACUCUUGCCAUGCCCAAAAUCAGAACAUCCAGGACAAAGCAGCCACCAGAAGGAUUUGAGGAAAUCGAAUCCGUUUUGGACGACUAUGCGCGCAAAAUGCGAGAUGCUGAGAACGAAUCUCACGACGGCAAACGAAAAUCUGAAUCCCUGUGGCCUAUCAUGCGUAUUGCACACACGCGGUCGAGAUACGUGUAUGAGCUGUACUACAAACGGGAAGCUAUCAGCCGGGAAUUGUACGAUUGGUUGUUGAAAGAAGGUUACGCAGAUGCAAAUCUCAUUGCUAAAUGGAAGAAGUCUGGUUAUGAGAAGCUCUGCUGUCUUAGGUGCAUUCAAACUAAGGACAUGAACUAUCAGGGCUCAACGUGCGUAUGCCGUGUACCGAAAGCUCAAGUACGAUCGGGAACAGUCGUAGAAUGUGUUCAUUGCGGUUGCCGUGGAUGUAGUUCAGACUCUUAGCGCAGCUAAUGCAUGACAUAGAGAUCUCAGUAGAACACCUGCUACCUUCUGUUUGCCAGACGGUAAGUCCCGGUGGGAGAGUGUACUUCUAUACAAAUUCCCACCCCUUCUUCUCAGUAGUCAUGUACAAUAUCCACAAUCCUCUUUUCGGAACUAUUCUGUAUGAAGACCCCUCAAGUUAGUUGAUCCCUCGCCAAGAGUACCCCUGGUCUCUGGACAAUGUUAGGGAUCUAUUGACCCCGUAUGUUACCC